GUUGUACGGUCAUGUGGAAAUGGGGUUAAAAAGGCUUUUAUUUUUUUAAUCGAAAAAUAUGCGAGUAUCGUGUUAAAUGAUGAUUGAUAAACAUUUACCAAUAUGUAAUUAAUUUUAAAUAUAUUAUACUGGAUGUUAAAAAUUCAUUUUGUCGAUGGACAUCAUUUUACGACACUAAAUAUUUCAGUUUACGACAACACGUCAGAAACAUGGCCGACAGAAUAGAUGACACAAGCUGGGUAACAGAUCUAGAAACAGCACUUGUUGAAAGUUGUGACUUUGGAACACUUAAGAAUAUCUGUAAAUGUAGAACUGUCCCAGAUCAUCUCAGAGCAGAGGUGUGGCAGAUCUGUCUCAAUGUGCAAAGCAAAGGGGAUGCUCUGAGUGCAUUUGAUGGCUUGUAUGAUCUUGAUGAACAAGGAAUUAUUAGAGAAGACUGUAGGGCUCUAGUUGAUAAGCUAGGCAAUGAGGAGGAGGACAAAGUUUCAGUUGUCAGUGAUUUAGAGUCCAUCAUUACAUUUUUUUCGAAAUCCAGAAAUGAGAAGUACACAUCAGACAAUGGAUGGCUGGAAAUCAUACAACCUCUGCUAGCACUUAAACUGACGCGGGCUCAGCUCUACAACUGCCUCUACUCCAUUGUGAAUAAGUUUAUUCCAAGGGACUGUGUCAAAGGAGGAAAACCAUUUCACUUGUUUCGCUUGCUCCUGCAGUACCAUGAUCCUGAAUUAAGCUCAUUCCUAGACACAAAGAGAAUCCUACCAGAUCUUUACUGCCACUCGUGGUUCCGAAGUUUAUUUGCUGCUCCAUGUGAUCUGCAAGUAAUACAGGUUAUGUGGGAUGUGUACUUCCAACAUGGAGACCAAUUUCUGACAUUCUUUAUGGCUCUUGUCAUACUUGUGAAUGCAAGGGAUCAAAUUUUGGGAGGAGAAUUGGAUUCAAAGCAAGCAAUUACAGAAAUGCUGAUAUCUUUCCCAUCAGGAUUGGAGGCAGAAGACAUAGAGGAUUUUUGUGCAUUAGCACAGUACUAUGCUACCAAAACCCCACAGUCUUUCAGGAGGGAUUACCAAAGUCCUCUGUAUGGUAACAGUAUGAUCCCAGGAAGAAUGGAGGAGGAUCUACAAGUAUCACAAGCAUUGUGUUUACCGGUGUCAGUUUCAGAACUUCUCCAAAAUAACAACCUAGCAGGAGGUGAUGGUGUUCGAUAUUUUGUUGUGGAUUGUCGACCUGCUGACCAGUACAACAACGGCCACUUACACACAGCAUUCCAUCUUGAUGCAAACCUUAUGUUACAGAACCCCAAGGAGUUCAGCACUGCAGUGCAGGCACUGUUAGCCGCACAGCAACAAUCAAUAACUACAGGUUCAGUAGCAGGGGGAGAACACCUGUGUUUUAUUGGCAGUGGUCGGGUGGAGGAAGAUCAGUAUGUCCAUAUGGUCAUCGCCAACUUUUUGCAGAAACACUACCAAUAUGUCAGUUUCGCCAAGGGGGGUUACCAAAAUAUACAUGAAAUAUUAAAGGAUAAAUUGUCUGAAGGGCUUGCCAAUCACAAUCCCAAACACUGCAUUGUGUGUAACCCUGAGGCAUCCAACAGCUCUAGUGACCUAGAGAAUGGUGAAGAUUUUCAUAGACCAGAAAAGGAAGAGGAGAGUGGAGAAUCAUUUUUUGGAAAAUUAACCUCCACCAUGAAAAGCAAGUCAGCUGUAAUGAAACAGAGAUUAACAGACUACAUUAAAAACGAGCAUCAAGUACAGGAAAGGCAUGUGAGUAAUACAGACAGAGUAGGCAAGAGAUACAGAAACAUGGCCAAUGUUUUCUCCAUCGGUGAUGAUGAUGACGGUGAUGACCAGCUGGGAAACUCCUCAGAUGAUGAAAGAAAGGAAGUUGUAAAUAUUGAAGUAUGGCUGAAGAAAUCUGACGUAAAAUACUCGUGUAAAUGUCAAGAGGUCAUAGGAAAUGGGUAUAUGUUUUCAAGCUAUGUGUUGGUGACAGACACUCAUUUGUAUGUGCUCCGUGAGAUUCCGAACAGAAAAAACAUGGCACACAUUCAGGCACGACGAGCUCUAGGAAGUGUUGUAAAAAUCACGUCCAAGAGAAAGCACCCAGACUUCAUCACUUUCAAGUAUGGAUCAAUUGAGGGAGAUGUUAUUGAAGUUACUGACAUAGACAGGUUUCUUAUGCCACAGGCAGCAGAAGCAACAAAGAUUAUCAAACAACAAAUCAUCAGAGUACUGGAUGCAUUAGAUAGCUGAUUUGUGACGACUGGAAUUUUCUGGUUUGGAUGCAUAGUGUUUAAGCAUUUUUAUUUAAUAUAUAGAACAAAAUUGGACUCGUGUGAAUAAAGGAAACAUUGUUCACGAAUGUUUGAUAGUUACAGUGUAAGUGCAUAAUGGCAAUAUUCCUGCAUUCACUGAAUUGUAGGAAGGCUCCGGUCUUCUUCAGUAUAAUUUAACUCGAAAUGAAUAAUUGUUCCUGAAUGCAUAAAACCAUCCAAGUGUAGGUACAUGUAGUAUGUGUUGAUUGAUUUCAUUACUUAGUAUUGUACACUAUUUAUUUUCACAUAGAAAUUCUUUCUGUGAUACAUGUUAUUUUAUUUGAUACAAUUAUUGUUUUAGUUCAUACAUUUGUAAUUCUGUUUAGGUCAUCUAGAGUGUCUCAGAUGGCCUAUUGUGAUUGGUUUCUGUCCAUUGUCAUCCGUGUGCCAUUGAAUUCUCAGAAACUACAAGACCAAUACCAAAAUUGCUAUGGAACAUCUUUUGGGUUAAUAAAAACUGUGAAUUAUGGGAUCCUAGGGAUAAGACAGAAAUCUCUAAAAAUACAAUCUUUAAAACUCUUUUUACUCCUGAACAAGCAUAAAAUCUGGUUACAGAAUUAUACUAAGCAUGAAAGCCUCUCCCAAAACUAAAAUUCAUGGACCCUGGGUUAGGGGUUCAGGCCCAAGCAAUGGAAUAUAUGGAUCAAAUAUUGAAAAUGCGUUACUAUUUUAUGUUUAAAUAUCUUCUUCACUCCUUAAAAUUAGGAAACAAACAAGUUGAAUAUUUAUAUUGAGCAUGGAGUCAUCUGCCAUCUUGGGUGAGAGUUCCAAACUCGAGGAUGGGGAAGCGAACUACUGGUAGAUGGAUAGCUAUGUUGAGCGAGCAUGGAGGCCUUUACAUAAAAAUGAGAAAUUUGUGGUUCAGGGUGAGUGAUAAGGAUUGUAGAGUGAGAAUGUAGCGAUUUAAAUCGGGGGGGGGGGGGGGGGGGGGGGGGGGGGGGGGGAGACUUCUCAAAAUUAAACCAAGAGCUGAUGUGUAAUGAUAUUGAGCAUGCCAAAAUUAUGAAAACUCAUUUCUCCUGGACCAGGUUCAGGCUCCAGGGAAAGAGAUAACUUUGUGAAAAUGCAUUAAAUCUUCUCCAACUCUGAACAUCCUGCACACAAACUGGGUGCAUAGUUAUAUUGAACGUGGAGGGCUCUACUAAAAUUUUGAAAUUCAUAACUCACGGGUUAGAAAUUCCUGCCUCAUGGUGAGUGGUGACUCUUAAACAGAGAAUGCAUAACAUCUCUGAAAAUCUGUUUUAUUACUACACAUCUUCUGACCGGACAGUAUGUUAUGACAAUGAACCAAGGUCAAUUUUCAGAAGGGUUGUUAUGACUUGUUUGUAAGGUCAUUUCUGAGUACUAUUUCAUGAUGCAUUGUUUAUUGAUACAUGUAUUUACAAAUAAGAUAAGUAUGGUGUAAACUAAAGAAAUUUGUCUUGGCCACAGCUUAUUGAUUUAGUUGCCCAUUUUAUGCUAUUAAACAUUGUUUUUGACCACAAGACAUCCAUUUCUCAAGAUGCAUACUAGCACAAUUUACACACAAUACUUCAAAUUUACAUUCUUUGUUGUAUGAUACUUGGGUGACCACUUUAUUUUAAAAUUUUUGUUGGUAUUCAAAAUUGUUUUGUUAUCGGCUAGAUUUGUUUUGCAUAUUUGUCUGUUUAUGAUGUAUGUUCAACACAACACUGUAAUCAAGUCAAUCAGAUCACCAAUCUUUUACAGUGACUAAAUAAGAAACACAUAUACAGUAAAACUCGAAUAUAGCGAACACGGAUAUAGCGAAAUUACGGCUAUAGUGAAGUGAAAACGAUUUCCCCGGCAAAUUCUGUAUAUAUUCUAUAUAAAAAUCUGUGUCUAUAACGAACACGGAUAUAGCGAAUUUACGGAUAUAACGAAGUAAAUUCUUAUUCCCCUUGAAUUAAAAAUGAACGUAAAAAUCACCUUUCAUAACGAAUUUAUUUUUUUCAUUUUAAACUCUGUGAUUUUUAACAAUCGUUUUCCAUUGACAUAAAGGUUCCACACUUAUUUCAAAAUUUGUUUGCAUUUUUUUCAAAAAAGGUUGUUAACGCAAAACAAAUACACAUACGUUUCGGAAAUAUAUUGUCGGUAUUGUUUACUAUUUUCGUUAAUUAAAUUUGAAGUUUGAUUGCAUUUAUUUUAUCAUACACUUCUUUAUUUGUGUAAAGCAACAAGUAAAUGACAAUUGCAAUAGACUGUACAUGUAUGUAUUGUGCAAAAUGUUGUUGACAUUUCUCUCGAGACAUGUUCUUGCAUGACUUAAUAAUCCAUCAAGAUAAAUUAUCAUAUAUAAAUCAAUGUGUGUAUUUCUUGUAUAAAUUUUUUUUUUUCUCAAAAAUCUAUAAGCUUCAUUUCUCUUAAAGACAAUACAAACGCAAGUAUAUCGAUUGCUGAUUUAUUAUAGAACUGAUAUACAUGUAGAACAAAUCAGUUUUAUAACGAAUUCGUUAUAUUUGAAUUAUGAAUUCGCUAUAAACGUAAAGCGAAUUACGCUUAUAGCGAAUUUUUAUAGAGGGUCCUCAGAAAUUCGCUAUAUCAGAGUUUUACUGUAUACACUGUAAACUUCUAUAUUAAACUGUCAUAUAUUUCAAAGAGAUGAAAGUAUGGAGCAAAUUUGCUAUGGGCUUGUUGCAAUACACAGUGGACAAAAUUUAUAGAAAUGGGCUGAACCUCCUACUUCAAUGCUUAUAUAUAUAUCAUAUUUUAAAUGUGAAUUAACCCACCUUUUUUCUUUAUUGUUCAGUAUAUCCCACUCAGAGAAUGCAUACCUCCACCUACACUAGUGUCAAAAUGAGCGGGGGGUGCUGCUGCAUGUAUACUCAGAGUUCCCUCAAAAUCCAACCAUUUGUGCUUUGGCUCAAGAUCUGCCUUACUCUGUUUCACUGAAAUCCAUUUUUCUUUUAUUUAAGAAAUGAGUACACAAACGUGAUGAAUACUCUUUCCAUUAAGCUUCAUACUUACAGCUUAUAGAAGGACGGUAACAAGGUAUUCUUCUACAAUUGCUUUCAACAAGCCCUUUCAUCCAGAACAGAGCUCAAUUCAAGUGUUAUGAGGAUGGCUAGAAAUUCUUUUAUUUAAAAAAAAGCAUCAAACAUCUCAUGUAGUGCAAUAGAAUUUAAAGUUUUUAGAACUUAUGUGUGAUGUUAAAACAAAAUUCUGAUAAAUACAGUGAGAAAUAUCAUGUUAAUAAGUUGAGUAGGAAUACAAUUAAGAAAUAAAUAUCAUUUUUGAAAAUACAUGGAAGUAUGAACUGCAACACUAUUGCCUGCUUACUACGUGAAGCUCGUUAGCACUUCAUAUUAAAAGUACGCCGGCGUAAAGGGUUGCAGUUCAUACCCUCAUGUAUUUUCAAAAUUGAAGUUUAUUUCUUAUAAUUAUAUUUACUUUCAUGUCUGUCAGAAUUCCCAGUCGUUGAAAUAGACAUACUAGUAUAUUUUCCUGCAUAUGUAUUCAUAUGCACGUUAUUUAUGACUGCAAUGCAUUCGUGAGGAAAUGGCUAUGAUUACGAUUUGAAGAGAUAUCAAAGGCAAAACCAUCCCUUUCCAGUUACUGUGAAAAAUUUCAAAUGUAUAUAAUAUAUAGGUACUAUAGCAAGUUCUCUUCUCAAGGACAUCAUAGAUACAUAUCAAUGUUUAACUAAUUACAAUUAUUAUGUUGUAUGCUUUGAACUUAAUGAAAACUGAAAAUUGUUACUAAAAACUUUGUAGAUCCUUAAACUUCAAAUUUCCAGUCUAAGACGUUUUCAUCCAAAAAGAAAUGGCUAGAAAUUGUUUGACUGUAUGAUUUAUUUGUAUGUCUUUAGAAAAAUGAAAUCAGUUUUAAGAUAUGCUUCCAGCAAAAUCAUCAGUAGUAUGCUACUGUCACUGUUAUAUAUAUAUAUAUAUCAGAAGUGCUUUAAGACUACAAUUCCCAUUUUUCAACAAAAGUGAAAUGCAGCUUGUAACUGAAUACAUAUUAUACUAUACAAUGUGUUAACAUGAAUAUAUAUUAAUUAUACUAUACAAUGUGUUAACAUGAAUACAUAUUAUACUAUACAAUGUGUUGACAUGAAUACAUAUACUAUACAAUGUGUUAACAUGAAUACAUAUUAUACUAUACAAUGUGUUGACAUGAAUACAUAUUAUACUAUACAAUGUGUUGACAUGAAUACAUAUUAUACUAUACAAUGUGUUGACAUGAAUACAUAUUAUACUAUACAAUGUGUUGACAUUUUCUUGGUCAAGAAUUUGCUUUAGCUAUACCUGAGAAGUACAGUAUUGUACAUUAAGGGUAGCUAAAGCUUUAGAGCAAACUAUGACUGAAAAAAUGUCAAUAAUUGUUUUACAUGUAUUACAUCAUUGAAUGAUUUAAAACAUCAAAACUGGCUACUGUCUAGUUUACAGAACAAUCCCUGAUGGGUCAUCUUUGUUAAUAGCUAUAGUGCAAGACCUUGUCCGCACUGAUUAGACAUGUGAGUUUUUCUCUAUUAUAUGGUUGAACAAUUUAAAAUGUGAAAUUGGUUAUUAGAGCUUACCAAAUGACACAUGAUCAGCCAUCUACGGUAUGUUUAUAUGUAAAGUGCAGGACCUAGUUAAAAGUAAUGAAAGAUGUCAACCAUAAAAUAAUAACCAAUUGUAUUAAUUUGGGAAAUCUCAAUUGAUUUUUAGUCCACGUUGAGAUGAAUAUUCUAGUUUGUUGGAUCUAGGGGCAAUCGGAAAGUUCUGGAAUUAUUCGAUAACAUAUAACAGCAGAUGUCUUGGCCUGGAGAUCAUAAAUGGAUAUCAGAGAACAUGCAAUCUCAUGACAAAACUCUAUGAUUAUUUUAUUUUCAAUCUUCAGGGACUUCCAUUGAAAUACUGAAUCAUGCAAUACACUGUGGGUGAACUUUGCUCAGAAAUAUUUUAAAAGUUUAGAAUGUAAAAAUUUGAAGUUUUCAACUGAGUUUAUGGUCAUCAAGCCGGGUCGUUAUGAGGUGAAAUAAACACAUUCCUUGACUACAAACUUCAAUGUACAUGUAAAUAGUGAAAAUUGUAAUGAUGAUGUAUGUAUUCUGUCCGUAGAAUUUCACUAUUAGUGUUUAAUCGUUCUCCAUAUACAUAUAGACUACUCAUAGUCUGAAGGUUUGAGGGUUGAUUGGGUGCAAUAAUAUUACACACAAACAUACACUGUAAAAUAGCUAGUGGGAAUUAUUAACACUCAUCUUACUAUAUAAAUAUAAGUUAUAUUUACUUUCCAUAUAGCUUAUUUUUUCAAGUGCAUAUUUUGCAACAUAUUCCUCUAUAGAACUUGAGCACCACGAGUUAUAACAAUUUAUUUAGUACCCGUCAGUUGCCCUUUGAAACUGUGGAUGCUUGUACAUCAGAAUUCUGCUGAACAGACAACUCUUGACUGCACUUUGUUCUAUUUUGAUGAGCUAGCUAUCUUUAAUUUUUGUGCUACAUGUUACACUUAAGAUCAAAGUAAAAGUAAAUCUAAUCAGAUUUGUGAAUUAAAGAGUAAUUCAUGUAUCCUGUGAUUGUAGAUGAUUUGAAUUCAAGUAAUUAAAAACAUACGAAGUUAGCAUUAUACUAAUUAGUGUGAUUGGUUCAAUGAUUUUAAAGUUCUUGCCAGGGUAUGGUAAUUGAAAUGAUCAGCUUGAAUUGUCUGUGGAAAUUGUCUGAUCAGAAAUUGUGAACACUUCUGUAUUUAUAUGUCUUCGUUAUUGAAUAUAGUUCUUAAAUAAAGUAUUGCCUUGAAAAUGA
Molecule: messenger RNA, 8034 nt
Organism: Ostrea edulis (European flat oyster)
Lineage: Eukaryota; Metazoa; Mollusca; Bivalvia; Ostreida; Ostreidae
Product: TBC1 domain family member 23-like
Exons: 17
Coding region: 210-2249 (679 amino acids)
Biological process (GO): retrograde transport, endosome to Golgi
Cellular component (GO): trans-Golgi network
Source: RefSeq, a predicted model, not a curated record